AUGUGGACACCAGUGGUUGUCCCCUUUCAGAACUCCCAGCCUCUGCCUACUCUACCGACAACAGAUGAAAUCCGCGCUUGCACCAAUGUCCUGUGGGAGACCAUGGCCUCCAAGGUUGUGGCGCUGAACGACGACAUUGUUGAAGGCCAGGCGUUGGUUUACCUUGAACGACACGUCCCGGAAGUUCCGGCCCCUCGACUGUACGCGAUGUACCAUGAUUCCGAACAACUUUUCUUAAUCAUGCAACGCAACCCCCGGGUGCAGCUGGAUUCCAUUUGGCCAUCAUUGGCGCCAUCUGAGAAGGAUGACAUUAUCGCCAAACUUCAACGAAUAUUCGACGCAAUCCAACAUGGCGAUGGGAAAUCUCUAGGCCCCUUCUCCGGCGAACCUGCCUUCGUUGCGGGCCUUGUCGGUAAUUAUAGAGCCUUGACUACAAGGCUCGCUUUUACGAAAAAAUACCUCGCUCGCGUCCUUCAAGGUCACCGGCCCACAUUGACGCAUGGGGGCGUUCAGCAGAAGAACAUUAUGGUCGUGGAGAAUACAAGUCGCCCAAACGAUCAAGGUGGGCGAUCAUUUGACGUCGUCCUGGUCGAUUGGGAAAAUUCCGGUUGGUUUCCUGACUUCUGGGAAUUCUUUUGUGCAUCUUACCCCAUGAUUUUCCAGUGGGAUGAAGAUUGGUCCUGGCGAGUUCAAGAGUUUGUUGAAGUAUGGCCCGCCGAGAUGGCCAUGAUGCAACUGAUUGACAAGGAGCUAGGCUGGUGA
This is a messenger RNA of Aspergillus ochraceoroseus IBT 24754, 762 nucleotides long. RefSeq lists its product as uncharacterized. NCBI's taxonomy places the organism in Eukaryota, Fungi, Ascomycota, Eurotiomycetes, Eurotiales, Aspergillaceae. The transcript is spliced from 4 exons. The coding region runs from base 1 to 762 and encodes 253 amino acids. The record is from RefSeq and is a predicted model, not a curated record.